Messenger RNA from Cloeon dipterum, 1548 nucleotides. RefSeq names its product putative ankyrin repeat protein RF_0381. Lineage: Eukaryota; Metazoa; Arthropoda; Insecta; Ephemeroptera; Baetidae. Gene Ontology annotation, molecular function: protein binding. The record is from RefSeq and is a predicted model, not a curated record. The coding region runs from base 1 to 1548 and encodes 515 amino acids. The transcript is spliced from 4 exons.
AUGGAGGGAGAAACUCCUCUACAUUUCGCCCUUAAAGAAGAGAAAACCGACAUUGCUGAAGAUAUGGUGCUGAGUGGAGCGGAUUUAAAGGCGAAGCUUGGCGAGGACAACCUUCUGCACUACUGCAUCAAGUUGAAUAAACUGAGGAGUGUCCAAUUUGUUCACGAACAUGAUGGCGAGCAAAUCGAAGAGAAAGGUCAGGAUGGGAAAGUUGCCAUUCAAAUCGCGGCUCAGUUGGCGGACUUGGAAAUAUUCGAGUGGCUCAAUUCAAUUAUCAAAAGCGAUCUUAUAAGAAUGGAAGAUCAACCGGAAGACAUGGAAGAUCAACCGGAAGACAUGGAAGAUCAACCGGAAGACAAGGAAGCAAUGGCCGUUAGAGAAAAACUGGUCGAAAACGUUUCUGCCGGUGCCUCAAGGUUAAUUCUCGCGGCUUUGAACUCUGACUGGCAAGAAUGCUUCGAUAUUUUGAAGGACAGCAAAAGUUUCGAAGAGACGUCAAGUGUCCAAGAGACCUCAAUUAAAAAAGAUACUCGUACUAUAGAGACGUCUGCUUUCGGAUGCACGUUUCUCCACGCAGCUGCUUUGAACAAGGAAAAGGGAUUCUAUAUAAUCUUGUAUUUGGCACCACACUCGAAAGGCGUGGAUAAUAAAGACUUGAACGGAGAUGAAGCGAUUCACUAUGCAAUCAUGGUGAAAAACCUCAACAUAGCGGAACUAUUGCUUUGGUUCCGCAGUUACGAGAUGAAUUUGAUGAAUUUGAUGCAUUUGCUUGUGGAGCAGAAUAGACUGGAGCUUGCGAAAACAGUGCAUGAGUGGAAAAAGGAUCUGAAUAACGAACUCGACCCUGAAGGCAGGAAUGCUCUACAUUUGGCGGCGGAGUACGCAGGCAAGGAUAUGUCCAGUUGGCUAAUGGAUGAAAAUGUCUUCGACGUGAAUGCCAAGAGUAGAUCGGGAGAAACUCCUCUACAUUUUGCCCUUAGAGCAGAAAAAACCGACAUUGCUGAAGAUUUGGUGCUGAAAGGAGCGGAUUUAAAGGUGAAGCAUGGCGAGGACAACUUUCUACACUACUGCAUCAAGAAGAAUAAACUGAGGAGUGUCCAAUUCGUUCACGAACAUGAUGGCCAGCUAAUCAAGGAGAAAAGUCAGAAAGGGAAAGUUGCCAUUCAAAUCGCGGCUCAAUUCGCCGACUUGGAAAUAUUCAAGUGGCUCAAUUCAAUUCUAAUAAAGAGGGGCAAUCCAUUUGCACCAUUGAACAAAAAUGAGAUUCCUCUCAUCCACUGUGCAGCAGAGAAUCAAAAUCACGGACCAGAUAUCAUUGGUUUCCUGUUAAGCAAAGGUGGUGAGUUGGUAAAGAAUACGACCGUGGUCACCGGGGUGGAGGGAACAAAGUGCAUCCUGCGUUGCCCAAUGUACGAAACGCCGCCCAACGGCUGCGCCUGCUCGCUCGAGGGCAAGAUCACCGUCACCUCUUCGACAACAACACCCUGCAGGCUCAGGUUUGCGACCACAUCCUUGCCACCGAGAUGCAACUUUUUCUCUGUGAAUUAA